AUGUCGGCAAGUUCCUGGCUGGGAGUCGAGUCGGCUGAAACCACUCCAAAUUACAAACCGGAGACCUCAAAUCCUGACAGGCUUCGGCCAAUGGACAGCUAUAUGGGGCGCAAAACGAGCCUUUACCAGAAGUCCAAAUUUGUGUAUGAGCUUUGGAAUCUAGAUGACGCCUCAACAGGCACCGUGUAUCUACCCACUACGGAGCCUGCGCUGUAUAGAACUGACCGAAUACUUAACAUCCCGCCGCAGUUUAAUCGCUUGGUACACAUAUUUUGA
Messenger RNA from Opisthorchis viverrini, 276 nucleotides. RefSeq lists its product as hypothetical. The coding region runs from base 1 to 276 and encodes 91 amino acids. The record is from RefSeq and is a predicted model, not a curated record. Lineage: Eukaryota; Metazoa; Platyhelminthes; Trematoda; Opisthorchiida; Opisthorchiidae. The transcript has a single exon.